Paramecium tetraurelia is the source of this 1407-nucleotide messenger RNA. RefSeq lists its product as uncharacterized. NCBI's taxonomy places the organism in Eukaryota, Ciliophora, Oligohymenophorea, Peniculida, Parameciidae. The transcript has 4 exons. The record is from RefSeq and is a predicted model, not a curated record.
AUGUAAGAUCUUAGGUGUACGACUGCUGAUCAUAACAAAAAAAAGUUUGUAUCCAUUACUCUUCAGAACGAGGCUGAAAAAAGACUGUUCUGCUUUCAGUGUUAAAGUGAUGCUAGUGGUGCAGAUUUUACAAAAUCGCAAAUAGUAAGCAAACUUAAACUUUGCGAUUUGGAUGAAGUUAUGGAAGGAAAUGCCUAUUCUGUAUACAAUUGGCCAGCUGAUGAUGAAGGUAACAAAGUCAAGGAAUUCCUCCUUUAAUAUAAGGUAACUAUUGAAUGUAACUUUCUUUAGAGCGUCGAAUAAUAAAGGAAGGAUGUUGAGGAUUUCUUCGUUUAGAUGAAAGCCAAAUUGAAUGAGUAAGUGGAGAAUGUCAAACAACUAUUGGUGGAAGCACUUAAUGCAACUUAAUUCAUUAAGGAUGAAAAACUAAAAUAGGAGGAGCCAGAGAAGAAGGAUGCCAAAAAAGAUGACAAAAAGGAGACUAAGAAGGAUGAUAAGAAGGAAACAAAGAAGGAUGAUAAGAAAGAUACAAAAAAGGAUGACAAAAAGGAAGAGAAGAAAGAUCUUAAGAAAGAAGACGAGGAAUUGGAUUAAACACCAAGCAUUGAAAACCUUAAGAAAAAUUAUGAUGCCAUCUAUGAUCUUACUAAAAUCAAGACACUAAUCAAGGAAAAUGCUAAGAGUGAUCCAAAUCUCUUGAGUGCCAAAAUCAAUGAAUACUUAAACGAUAAAAGAAGAUCUGAGUAAAUCAUUAACAUGAGAAAAGUGUUCUAAGGACUCAUGUCAGGGAAAAAUGGAUUCAAUUAGAUAGCAUCCAACAAGCAGUCCUUAGAAAGUUAUUGGGAAUAAAUUUAAUCUAGCAUCUAACAAUGGCCUUAUAAAUUUGGGAGACUCCAAUGGAAAUUCAACCCUUCUAAGGCUGAUGAGUCCAAGCAAAUCAAAUAGUUGGCAGAAGACUAUAAAGAAUGUGCUGGAGCUGGAUUUCAAUCUUAAAUUAUUUAUUCUGAAGCAAGUUUUAGUGAAGGACAACAUGGUUGUAUAAUCUUAUUUAAAGAAUUCGAUCAAAAGAGAGCUGGAGCUAAUGGGAACUUCUAUGUAGGUGUUGUAGAGGAAGAGUAAAAAGACAAGUCUCCUUAUGGUCAUGGCUAUAGAAAAGACUUGUUUAGUCAAAAUGGAGCAGGAUUGAAUGUAAGAAUUGGAACUGAUUUCAAUAAUGUAUUUAAAAUGCCUCCAAAACUGUUGGCUGUUAAAUUGGAUGUCGAUAACAACUACUUUGAAGUCUGCGAUGGCAAACGGACAGUGGUUUAUGGGUUGGAUAAGGAAAGCAAAUUGAAGGAGAAAAAGUGGAGAAUCUAUUUCUGGUGGAAUUUAGCGGCUGAUAGAAUCUAGUUAAUUCACAGUUAUUGA